Molecule: messenger RNA, 918 nt
Organism: Varanus komodoensis (Komodo dragon)
Lineage: Eukaryota; Metazoa; Chordata; Lepidosauria; Squamata; Varanidae
Gene: RITA1
Product: RBPJ interacting and tubulin associated 1
Exons: 2
Coding region: 56-871 (271 amino acids)
Biological process (GO): Notch signaling pathway; negative regulation of Notch signaling pathway; nuclear export
Cellular component (GO): cytoplasm; nucleus
Molecular function (GO): tubulin binding
Source: RefSeq, a predicted model, not a curated record
AGCUCACUGCAGACGUGAAUGGCUGCUUUUGCUGCAGCGUGGCCCCGUCGGAUCCAUGAAGGCCUCCGCAGAACUGGGGACGCAGGCUCUCCCGCUGCAGCGCAGGGGGAAAGGAUGCCGGCUCAAGGCCAAAGCCUCCUAUGUGGAUGAGUCCCUUUUCGGUAGCCAAACUGGGCGGCAGAGCGCGGUAACGGAGUUCGAUCCCCCAUGGGCGGAGAACAAAGCCAGCCCCCAGAGGCCCUUGCUAUGGAGCCCGGCAGCUACGCAGCGGGAGAGGGACGCCACCCCCCAGAAAGGCUCUCUGCCUGCCAGCACACCACGAAAGAGGAAUAAAUACAGGCUGAAAAGUCACACCCCUUCCUACUGUGAUGAGACCCUGUUUGGGUCAAAGCCAGGGGGACAGAAAUGGGAAGGUCCCGGGAUGUCGGACGAGGAUGUGGCUAAGCUCCGCCCUUUGCUUUGGACUCCACCUUCUGCACCGAGAGACCAGGCAAACCUUCCUCUGCCUCAAAAGAUGGGGCAGAAAGCCGCUAAUAGGGAAACACCAAAGUCAUGGAGGGAUGAAGGGUUUGGAGGACGAAACAGAAGAGAAGACUCUUUUUGGAAACAUCCCGAGAGCUGCAAAGAUGCAACCAACCAGGGAAUCUCUGGAAGGGGACAUUCCCAAUCCCUUACCAGGAUAUAUGGAACUUCUGAUCGAAUUCAGGCAUCGGUAAGCAAACCUAGGACAAGCAUGCCGCAGGAUCGACACCCUCCAGCGAUCCCCACAGGGCCUCUGUCCAGGUCGUGUUCGAGGGGCGUCUCUGGACCAUCAUCUGCCAGGAUGCUGAAAGUCCCAAGUGCCUGUAAGCCCAAGCCACCCUGGAAAUAAAGUGGCUCUUCUCACGUGUGGCAUGAGUGAAAUGUCCAUGGGAUGGU